AUUUGUUUUUAAUUUAAAUAAUUAUAGUGUUUGCUGUUAAUGGAGCUUGCAAGAAAAUUGAAAACAUUGGUUCAAGUACAUUUCUUCGUAAAUAUGAAGUGAAAGGAAAAUUUGGUUUGUGUUCACGAAAUUUUAUGGAUGAUGGAAAAAUUGUUGAAAGGUCAACGUAUUCUCACAUACGUCAAGGAGGCAUUGAUCGAUUAUUGUCAUCCAUACAGUUUACUCAUCAAGCUUUAGCUUAUCGCUAUUCUGGAGUUGAUAUACAAAGCCAAGAAGCAUAUGAAUUAGCUAGUAAAGGAUUAGUUCGUCCAAUCGGAAGAACAAAGCCGAUUCUUUAUAACAUUAAAUGCUCGAGAUUAGCAUUACCUGAAUUCACACUAGGUAUUCCAUUAAUAUAUUUUUUAAAUAUCUAUUUUCAUAAAAUUAAAGUUAUGCACUUUGAUAUUUUAAGAUUGUUAUAAGAAAAACUAUAAUUU
Messenger RNA from Parasteatoda tepidariorum (common house spider), 476 nucleotides. Its product is annotated as pseudouridylate synthase TRUB2, mitochondrial. The record is from RefSeq and is a predicted model, not a curated record. NCBI's taxonomy places the organism in Eukaryota, Metazoa, Arthropoda, Arachnida, Araneae, Theridiidae. Gene Ontology annotation, biological process: RNA processing; pseudouridine synthesis. Gene Ontology annotation, molecular function: pseudouridine synthase activity; RNA binding.